Molecule: messenger RNA, 633 nt
Organism: Punica granatum (pomegranate)
Lineage: Eukaryota; Viridiplantae; Streptophyta; Magnoliopsida; Myrtales; Lythraceae
Source: RefSeq, a predicted model, not a curated record
AUGGCUCCCAAGGGUGAUGGCAUAGUUAAGUGGACAGACGAGCUUGAGAGUGCUUUCGUUGACAUUAUGGUCGAUAAAUUCCAAAGGACGCAUACAUCAAGUUGGAAAAUGAAGGACUGGAAACAGAUAAGUAGGGAACUGGAAGAGAAAUUCCCAGGUGUGAUUCUUGGCGUCGACAAGGUGAAAACAAAAGCACAAAGGAUGAAGACACAGUACACACAAUUCACAGAGCUGAUUCAGCACACAGGAGUAGGUUGGGAUGGGCCGACUAACACCGUGAAAGCGAAUCCUGAUAUUUGGGACAAGUUUAUCAAGAGGCACAGUAACUUCAGGACUUUUCGGUCAAAAGGAUGCAAACAUUAUGAGGCCUUACAACUGAUCCGUGGCAAAGAGCCUAUCGAUCUUGCAGAAGGAUUCGGCGACAGUGAUGACCCAACUGAUGAAGCUGAGGAACCUGUCGUCACAGGGUCGAGGCGACGAGUGAGAAAGAGAGGUUCAAACAACAAGUCGCAAUUGCAGGAGUUGAUCGACUUGUACAAGGAAAGUAAGGUGAAGAAGGACAAAGCGAAAAAUUCUACCCCUCCGGAGUCAAAGAAGAGCAAGUCAGUGACGAGCCCCGAGAAACCAGCAUAG